GGAAGAAGGAGGGUUGUUCAAUUUACAAGUAUGCAUUUUGUAUAUGCUACAUAAUUAAUUUAUAUUUCUCUCCAAAACAUGAUUAAAUCUUUAAAAAGCAUUUCAAUAUUGAGGAAUUUAAAACCUACAUGUCUCCAUCAUUUGAAGAAGAAAGGAAAAAGUUAUGUUUUAUCAGCGAAAAGGCCGCCUCCAAGGGCGGGCUCCUGGACAGGAAACGGUUGCUGAAGACCUGCAGGCUCCGCCAUUUUCUCCCUCGCUGUGAUAUUUUCUAUGGAUUUGGGCUUCUCAGGACACAUAAAGGUAAUAAAACUUGUCAAAUAUGAGCCAGUGUUAGAAGCAGCGUGUUUAUAAUCAAGAUUUGAAAAGGUUUGGCUUUUUAUUUGCCGGUAAUGUCGAGUAAAUCCAAGUCAGUCUUCAUGCUAACGUUUGCGGUCAUUCACUGGUUGCUAAUGGUAGCGGUCAUGCCUGCCCUCAUUGAAUAUCUUUAUCUUCAUAUCUUUAUCUUUAUUAGUUUUUAUGUCUGUUAACGUAAUGUGUGCACGGCAACUAGUUUGUAUGGGGAAAUUCAUAGAACAUAGGCCUAGGUCUAUUCUCUUUUCAAAUUGGCACCUGUCGGAGGUAUUAAACAAGUUAACGAGUGUGGGGGAUGGGUAACUCUGACAUUGGCUUUGGUGAAACAUGGCUGCUGUAACGAAAUGGAGGAAAACCGACUAGGCGAUAUUAAAAUAUCCUCCAUCCAAGACCAAUAUUUGAUAUAAGGUAUGUCUCUGGGUGCUGUGUCAAAGGCUCUGUAGUAGUGUGAAUGUGGCAGUGUAAAGGGUGUUCAGUCGCUGUGCAAAACUGAGACGUAGAAGGAUGAAUGCCCCGACACUUCUCAAAGUCAUCUUGGGUGACAACAGCAGCCAAAGGAUGACUUUUCAAAAUGGACUCCCAGGAUCUGUUAAUGAACUUGUUAGUGAGGUACAAAGACAAUGUGGACUUGACUAUGACUUCAGACUUCAGUUUAUGGAUGCACUAUUUGGAAAUGACUUCAUGAACCUCACUUCAAUGGAUGAAGUACAGGAUAGAGGGACAAUUAGAGUGAUUGCCAUGACAGAUUCCUCAACUCCUCAGUGUGCUAAUAUCCUUCCCACCUCAGCUGCCCAUCACUCCCUUAAUGAAUCCUCAUCCCUGUCCAGUGGAUGUGUUGACACUGACAUACUCUCUUCACCGGAGUCAGAGUCAUCCGGCUCUCGGUCAUCUUGGCCGAGCAUCUUUCGUGUUCCUCAGUUUAGUUAUGAUGCCGAGUUGAAACUUGCGCAGGGCAAUGCAGCUUACAGGGAAAAGGGUACAUUGUUUAUUCCUGAUCCUAAACUGAAGUCGAACAUUCUUGAGGGCCUAGUGCAAGAAAUUGUUAAGUACAAACUUUAUGUUUCUGACAAAGACUUUAACACAGUUGGAGAGGCUCUAAUCUCAAAGCAUCCUUGCCUGACUGAGAAAGGCUCCCUCUCUGGAUAUGCUGGAUGGAAAUGCAGCUUGAAGAACAAACUGGCAAUCUACCGCACUCACCUAAGAAAGCUUGGAUGUCCUGAGGUGACAAUAAACUCACUCAAGCACAAACCAGAGGGCAAAUCAAGCCCUGCUUUUGGCAUUAAAAAACCAAGAAGGUCUGAAGUGAACUACUGUCCCCCCUAUCCUACUGGAGAAUCUGAGAAGAGUCUUGAGAGUGUGAGAAUGGAGCUUCUUUCAGAUGUUAAGAAGAAGAACAACAGGGAAGCAGUAAGGAUGAAAAUGGAAAAGACAUUUGCAUAUAGGAGACAGGAAGUGGUUCGCGACACACCAAUGAUAAGAGACUUCCAGACGAGAUGGCCAGCACUUUUUGAAGUAGGCGAGAUAAAUGCUGAAUUCAAACGGAUCACAACAAUGCCCCUGCAGUCCAGAUUUCUAUCGCAAUUAGAUGUUCACUCCGAGAAACUGCUCAAAAUGUUUAAAAACAGAGGAGGACAGAUUGGCAGACGCCUAGGGGGCAUCAUUGCACCCAUGGAUGAAGAUGAUGACGUGGAUCUGGGAAGAGAAUGUGUCAUAAAGGCACUCUGCGUUUACCUGAACGAGGACCCAGAGAAUCUAUUGAGAGAGUAUGUGGCAGCAGAUGAAUCCCUCCUCCAGGAAUCCAUUGAGGAAACCACUAUGGGUAUAUACGUCUGGAAACACAGAGAUGACAGUGAAAAACCAGAGGACAUUGGCAUUGUCCUCGAGUCCCAGAUUGUGAUGCAGGAUAUGGACAGUGUUCCCUUAGCUGCUGCCAUGUUGUUUGGCCUAAUAUAUUCUUUGAACUUAAACUACCCUGCUGAACUCAAGUAUACCUUUGAAGUGCUGCAGAAGGUGGUCAUGGAGCUUGAAGGCAAUGCACUGUCCAAAAAAGCCCAAGUCCUGAAGAACAGACUUUAUCAGUGAACUGGCUAUCCAGGCUCUCGAGCUUGAUUUCUUAAGACAUACAUUAUGUCACCUACCUCUUCCAGUUGUUGGACUUUUCUUUUGGGCGGGUAGGAGGCUUUUUUUUUUUUUUUUUAAAUGGAACUAUAACAUAAUUUCCCCCCCCUUUUUUUAGAGUUUGGGGUGAUUUUUGUUUACUGUGAACAUUGAAAAAAUUAUAGUGGCUUGUUUACGAUUACCAGUGUUCACAUUAUGGAACACCCUGUGGUCAUGGUCAGGCUGUGUGCUAUGUACCAUAGAGCAAAAGGACAGGUGUGUAUUCAAAUGAAAAUUCUCUGUCAGUGUGUUGUAUGUACAUAGAUGAGUUUUAAUGUGUGGUGACCGUAGCUUUGGCUUCAGGUUCUGCUAAAUGGUGUGCACAAAUCUCCCUCUGUUAUCCACACGAACCUGCACACAUUUCUGACUCCAGGGACUCUUCUUUGUUGAAGGAAAAAAAGGCUAUCCAACUUGUUUGCUUGAUUUCUUAAGACAUGCAUUAUGUCACCAUCUACCUCUUCCAGUUGUUGGACUUUUCUUUUGGGUGGGUAGGAGGCUUUUUUUUUUUUUUUUUUUUAAAUGGAACUAUAACAUAAUUCCCCCCCCCAUUUUUAGAGUUUGGGGUGAUUUUUGUUUACUGUGGACACUGGUAAUUGCAAACAAGCCACUAUAAUUGUUUCAAUGUUCACAUUAUGGAACAUCCUGUGGUCACUGUAGCUUUGGCUUCGGGUUUUGGUUCACCAAUAAUGUUCUGUCUUUGUUGGGGAGAAAAAAAGGUAUUUUUCUGGUAAUACUGUAUGCAUUAUUUCAUCUACCUCUUACAAUUGUUUGAUUUAUUUGGGUGAGUGGGAGGCUUCUUUUUCCACUAUUUUUUUAUCAAACUGAAACAGACUACUACCCCUAUUUUUAGGGUUUGGGGUGAUUUUUCUUUAACUGCCGUUCCUUCUUGAUGCUUGAAACAAUGUUCUAAUAAAUAUAAAUGGAAAUUUUCAAUUAAAUAGUGUUUACUUUGUUUUUUCACUGAAUUGUCAAUAUAUAUGAUUUCCCAGGUAGUACACAGCAAGUUGU
Dicentrarchus labrax (European seabass) is the source of this 3516-nucleotide messenger RNA. RefSeq lists its product as uncharacterized. The transcript is spliced from 7 exons. Lineage: Eukaryota; Metazoa; Chordata; Actinopteri; Moronidae. Bases 856 to 2433 code for a protein of 525 amino acids. The record is from RefSeq and is a predicted model, not a curated record.